UUCGGUGAAUACGGCACGACAGUGCGGUACAGAAGUUUGGAAGUUGAAUUAAAUUGAGGACAUAGCAACGUGGAGAGUCAGUUACUUAGCACACUGUAUACCGCACUGUAUACCGUAUCUAUCUAGGUCUAGUCCUAGACCAAAAAGCUUAGGUCUCUUUUAUUCAUUGUUUCACUGAACUCCGUUCUUCUAACUUGAUCUGUUGUUACUACCGUACUAGUACUAGGCCUACUACGACAGUGUUACUGUUACUGGUACCGUAGUAGGCCUACUAGUUCAGCCAGCGCCAGGCAAGGGACUCUAUCAAAAGAGUUGCAAGUUGGAGACCAAACUCAAAGAAAGCCAAAAACUAAUGGUGAUAUUGUGCUUGGAAUGGCAGACGGUUGUGAAGGUGACUUUGUCAUCAUUGGAGGUGGUGUUGCCGGAGUAUCGUGUGCAGAGCAGCUAUCCCACCUUUGUCCAGAUACCAAGAUCAAGCUUUUUACAGCAUCACCUCUCAUCAAGGCUGUGACAAAUUAUCAGAAGGUUUCUCGUGCCUUGGAAGACUUUGAUGUGGAAGAGAAGCCAUCUCAGUGGCUUGAGGUCAAGUGUCCUAAUGUAGAGGUCAUCAGGUCAGAGGUCAAAGAACUUGACCCAGAGCAACAUCUCAUCAAGACUUCAGAUGGUCAUCAUACCCGCUACUCCAAGAUCUGUAUCUGUACGGGAGGAAGUCCUAAGCUAAUUGCGGCAGAUAACCCCUAUAUUUUAGGAAUCAGAGAUACAGAGAGUGUGAGAACAUUCCAGAAGCAUUUAGAAGGAGCUAGAAGAAUCAUUGUGGUUGGUAAUGGAGGCAUAGCUACUGAACUGGUAUAUGAGGUGGAAGGAUGCCACGUAAUAUGGGCUGUCAAAGAUCAAUCUAUUUCAAGCACAUUCGUUGAUGCUGGAACAGCCGAGUUCUUCUUGCCCCACCUAGUGGAAGAAAAGAAGGCGGGUGAUGUAGGGCCUUCCAAGCGGUUGAAGUAUUCAGUCACCAAAUCAACAGGUGAUGACACCAGCAAACAGCCUGGGGUUCUUGGUAGUGCGCUUGGCCCUGAUUGGAGCUCUGGUUUGAAUAUGAGAGGUCAAGGGUCACAAUCUCAUUCUGUUCAUGUGGAAUACAAGUGUGAGAUCCAAGAAUUGCUGACUCCUGAUGAAGCAAAGAAGCUAGGGAUGACGGACACUGUACCUUCUGACAGUGCAUUAUCAGACCAUACAAACCCAUGGCCUGUUUAUGCCAAACUUACAAAUGGCAAAAUAUAUGGAUGUGAUUUUAUUGUGAGUGCAACCGGAGUGACACCAAAUACUGCUGUAGUACCAUCUCUGAAACUUGGUGUAGAUGGUGGUGUUGAAGUUGACGAUCACAUGAGGACUAGCAUUGCUGAUGUUUAUGCUGCAGGUGAUGUGUGCACUGCUACAUGGGAUCCAGCACCAAACUGGAUCCAGAUGAGACUAUGGUCUCAGGCUCGUCAGAUGGGCGCAUACGCUGCCAAGUGCAUGGUGGCUGACAAGACUGGUGAGACGAUCCCUCAGGAUUUCUGCUUUGAGCUCUUUGCCCAUGUGACACGGUUCUUCGGUUUCAAGGUCGUCUUGCUGGGGAAGUUUAACGGUCAGGGGCUUGGAUCGGACUAUGAGGUUUUGCUGCGGAUGACGAAGGGGGUUGAAUUUGUGAAGGUGGUGAUGCAUUGUGGGUUGAUGAGAGGAGCCAUAUUGAUCGGGGAUACUGAUCUUGAAGAAACCUUUGAGAAUCUUAUUUUGAAUGAGAUGGACCUGAGCAGGUAUGGUGAAGACUUGCUUGAUCCAAACAUUGACAUUGAAGAUUACUUUGACUAAUUCACCAUUUGCUUUGACAUACAUUGGUAAUCUCAAAGCAUAGAUCAAGUUAACCUUUAUGGCCCAUUGGAGACUACCAGCGUGCUGGGACCUAUGGAAAACUUGUGUUGUAGGAGAAUCAUUCAGUUGCCAAUUGGCAAGGUUAACUUAGACCAUACUUGUAUGGAAUGCCAGUUGUCAACUAAUUCACAAAGUAUGAUUUAUUUUAAUCCUGCAGUGAAGAUUUUCAACAGUAUAAGUCUUGUUGUGAAAUGAGAAGGGAGGAGGAUAAUUGAGUUUCAGUUAAACUCUUUUGUUUAUGAUCUUUUUCCAUAGAUAAUGGAAUAUAAAACCUUUCAUUCCAUAGAAGUUUGGAUUAAAAUUUGUAUGUAGAGACUACCAUCCAUAUCAUGAGAUAAUUUAUAUUAAUGCAAGAUAUUAUUUUUUUACCUUAAUAUAUUUUGUUCAUAUCAAACAUGGAGCGUAUGAUUUAUGAAAAUAUAUCAUAAUUAAAAACUUUUAUCUAUAUGUGUUAGGGAUGAGGAUAGAUUGACGGUGACUCGACAUUUCCUCCUGCGACAUUUGCUUUGGUUUCAAUUCUCAGAGGGCAUAGGGUUACAGUUAGGAUUGUAAUAGAGUUUU
Lytechinus variegatus (green sea urchin) is the source of this 2469-nucleotide messenger RNA. It is a transcript of the gene pyroxd1, whose product is annotated as pyridine nucleotide-disulfide oxidoreductase domain-containing protein 1-like. The transcript is spliced from 6 exons. Gene Ontology annotation, molecular function: oxidoreductase activity. Lineage: Eukaryota; Metazoa; Echinodermata; Echinoidea; Temnopleuroida; Toxopneustidae. Bases 373 to 1848 code for a protein of 491 amino acids. The record is from RefSeq and is a predicted model, not a curated record.